AGGCUUGUCCGUACUGGAUAGGCUGCAUCUCUACCAACCCUUCUCUCCCUCUCAAGCGUUUCUUUGCACGGACAAACCUGAUGCCUGGAAAGUGUAAUGGGAACGUCAGGAGUUUGCUGCCUGCAGGAACAUAGAGUUUGGUGUUUCGAGCAAUAGGAUUAUGAUGGUUCAGCAAAAGUCUGCUGUUGCAGUUUCCUUCGAGACCACAGAUUAUUGACAAGAGAGGAGAUGGAUCGGGGACGCCGUGCUCCUGUGCAUUCUUCUCUUCUUGGGACUGUGGCCUGCUUAAGCAUCAUCCAAAUGCACAUUGUGCUAAGGAUAUUGUUUUUCUAACAGUUAAAGGAAGAAAUGUUUUAUUAAAGUAUCCUGAGGACUACAGACUUAAAAAAAAAAGUUCCUUGAAUUCUUUGAAGAGCUGCCGAAUUUAAGAAAGGAAGAGAGGAAAGUGAAGAGGAUGGAGCUGCAGACUCUACAGGAAGCCCUAAAAGUGGAAAUACAGGUUCACCAGAAAUUGGUUGCCCAGAUGAAGCAGGAUCCUCAGAAUGCAGACUUGAAGAAACAGCUCCACGAACUCCAAGCCAAAAUCACAUCUUUGAGUGAAAAGCAAAAACUGGUGGUAGAACAACUUCGGAAAAAUCUGAUGGUCAAACAGGAACUCCCAGACAACAAGCUUCUCAUUCAGCCUCUCCUCCAGCUAGAAUGCAAGCCAGCAACACCACAAGUGCAGCAACAACCGCAGCAAAUACAUAUUCAACCGCUUCAGUCGCAGUCCUUGUCCCAAGCAUCGGCUGUAUCUCUUCCAGGCUUCAGUGGGUCACAGACUGUGGCCACCGCUUCUAUGAUCACGGCAAAGACUCUACCUCUCGUGUUGAAAGCCGCAGCAGCAGCCAUGCCCGCUUCUAUAAUUGGACAGAGACCGACCAUCGCCAUGGUGACUGCCAUUAACAGCCAGAAAGCAGUCCUGGGCACCGAUGUGCAGAAUGCAGCUAUCAACUUGCAGACGUCCAACAAAGUCCACGGUCAGGGUGCAGAGACCUUUCAAAUAGUGGCAAAAAAUGCUGUUACUUUGCAGGUUCAAUCUGCAACUUCACAGCAUAUCAAAGUCCCUCAGUUCAUCCCACCCCCUCGGCUCACUCCUCGUCCAAAUUUUCUUCCACAGGUGCGGCCAAAGCCAGCAGCACAGAAUAACAUUCCUAUAGCCCCUGCACCGCCCCCCAUGUUGGCAGCUCCUCAACUCAUUCAGAGGCCCGUUAUGUUAGCCACAAAGCUAACCCCCACAACACAGAACUCUAUCCAUCCCGUGCGCAUAGUGAAUGGACAGCCUGCAGCCAUCUCCAAAGCCUUCCCAACGGCACAGCUUACUAGCAUUGUGAUAGCAGCACCAGGAACACGACUUGCUGCCCCCCAGACUGUGCAGCUUCCCAAACCAAACGUGGAAAAGCAGAUAGUCAAAGCUCAGGUGGAAACAAAAGAAAAGCCAACUGAAAUCAUUACGCCGGUGCCACCUGCCCCCAAGCCAAAACGAGAGGAAAACCCACAGAAACUUGCCUUCAUGGUGUCGUUAGGAUUAGUGACGCAUGACCAUUUGGAAGAAAUUCAAAGUAAACGACAAGAGCGGAAAAGAAGAACAACGGCAAAUCCGGUGUACAGCGGCGCCGUGUUUGAACCAGAGCGCAAGAAAAGUGCCGUGACGUACCUGAACAGCACGAUGCACCCAGGGACGCGGAAGAGAGGUCGUCCUCCUAAAUACAACACGGUGCUGGGUUUGGGCGCCUUGCCACCUACCUCCCCUCCAUCCAGUCAUCCAGACUCCCCUGAAAGUGAAAAGACACAGAUCACAUGUCAUUUACCUGCAAGUGUCCUGCCUGUGUCCCUGCCCAGUCCUUUUUCCACCGACGCUGACAUCCAUGAGGAUUUUUGCAGCAUCUGCAGAAAGAGCGGACAGUUACUGAUGUGCGACACGUGUUCACGUGUUUACCACCUGGACUGUUUGGAGCCUCCUCUCAAAUCCAUUCCCAAGGGCAUGUGGAUCUGUCCCAAAUGCCAUGACCAGAUGAUGAAGAAGGAGGACGCCAUCCCUUGGCCUGGAACCUUAGCCAUUGUCCACUCGUACAUAGCGUAUAAAGCAGCUAAAGAGGAGGAGAAGCAAAAACUACUCAAGUGGAGUACAGACCUUAAACAGGAACGAGAACAGUUGGAGCAGAAAAUGAAACAGCUCAGCAGUUCCAUAGCAAAAUGCAUGGAAAUGAAGACCAGUAUCCUAUCCCGGCAGAAAGAUAUGCACAGCUCACUUGAAAAAGUAAAAAGUCUUAUCCGGCUCAUUCAGGACAUCGACCUCAGCAAACCCGUUCAUUCAGAGGUGACCUCUAACCACAGCCAGGACUGCACUGCUACUGCCAACAGUCCCAUCCCUGACCCCCUCACAGCCUCCUUGUCCUCACCUAGUGGUGCCCAGAAGAACUGCAACCAGGGGGAGGAGCCUAAGUAACAUGCCACUCGCAUGGCGCCAUGAAAAUAGGACUAGCCGCGUCUGAUUGGUUCCUGGGAGAGACUGGACCACGAUCUCCCCGGGACAAGGACGUAAGCACUGGAGUUUUGCCAAUAAACCUUUUAUUCUGUGUGUUCCACGUGUGAGCUGGGAAGUUCUGCCAGCACCAUGCCAAGUGAGAAAUAGAAACAAAUCUCAAACUUUAAUCUCUAUCUUACACCAGUGUGUGCCUGCAGCAGCCUCCACAACAAUCACACUUCGGCUUGAUUUUUACCUUUCAUUUUCUUUUUACCAAGUGCUCCUCCCCCUUUUCUGCUAAACCUUGUGCGGAGGUCGCAAGGGGCGGGGCAUGCUUACCAUGUCCAAAGACUAGCGAGAGUCCCAUCAGCAAAACUCCAAGACGUUCAACCAAAAAGAGAGAAAAAGAUAUUUCUGCACCCGGCAGUCUCUGGAAAGGGAGGUUGUGGAAGGUCUCUAGACAGUAUUUCAGGUUUAAUUGUUUAUUUUUUCCCCUGUGUCCUCCUUUCCAACGCUGGUGUGAGUGUGGGAAGCCUGUGUGUGUGUUUGUGUAAGCGUGCGUCCUCGAGACCGUGAAAUUGCAACGGAAACCUGUCUUGUUGAAUCCGUUGGAAAGUGUUAGUAAGUCUCUUGCAUCCAAUCAGAAUCAAAUCCCAUGUUUUGGGGGUGUGCCUAAAGAUGGGAACUUCCCCUUCUGAUGUAAAUCGUCCCCACUGAUAGGCUGGAAAGUAGUGAUAUGAGGGCUGCCCGAUACCCACGGGUUGGCGGGUUCGGCCCGACCUCGCACUCUUCUUCACUUGUGCGGGUUGAACUUUUCUCCUGCUCUCCCCGCCCACCACCUUCAAAUGCCGGCUUUCCGACUUCCGGGUGCAUCUUUUAUAGUCGCUGCGCCUGCUCGUCCCACUCCUUUUGUGACAUCAUCGGUGGGGCGGCGCCUGUCUAUAAAAGCAACCCGGGUGCAGGUGGGCGUGGGCUAAGGGAGGGCGAGUUAGUGUCGGGGGCGGGUUGGGAAAUUGCGAUCAGCACAUGAUUACUGGAAAGCUUUUUCUCAUCUCUAGGCUUUGCCUAAUGCAUAUCCCUCAGUGUUCAUCCCCCUCCCCUUCUCACUUAGGGUUGCCACCCAGUACAGCCCCGUAAGCCCCUGUCCCACCCCCUUAAAGGAUAAGUAAACCUUUAAAAUAACUAAAUGUAAAAUUGAUGAGGGGCUAGUCUAAGCGCUUUUGUCAUUUACAUUCAUUAUUUAUUUUCUUUUUAUUCCAAGAUAUUAAGGGAUACAU
This is a messenger RNA of Xenopus laevis (African clawed frog), 3783 nucleotides long. It is a transcript of the gene phf21a.L, whose product is annotated as PHD finger protein 21A L homeolog. The transcript is spliced from 17 exons. NCBI's taxonomy places the organism in Eukaryota, Metazoa, Chordata, Amphibia, Anura, Pipidae. The coding region runs from base 455 to 2488 and encodes 677 amino acids. The record is from RefSeq and is a predicted model, not a curated record.